Messenger RNA from Hemisphaericaspora subhashii, 1632 nucleotides. Its product is annotated as U4/U6-U5 snRNP complex subunit. The transcript has a single exon. NCBI's taxonomy places the organism in Eukaryota, Fungi, Ascomycota, Pichiomycetes, Serinales, Debaryomycetaceae. The record is from RefSeq and is a predicted model, not a curated record. The coding region runs from base 1 to 1632 and encodes 543 amino acids. Gene Ontology annotation, cellular component: U4/U6 x U5 tri-snRNP complex; precatalytic spliceosome; U4 snRNP. Gene Ontology annotation, biological process: mRNA splicing, via spliceosome; spliceosomal tri-snRNP complex assembly.
AUGGAAGACUACGAGAAAGAUCUAUUGGCUGACUUUGAAAGCUCGGAUGAAGAAUUGAAUGAAGAAUUACAAGUUGACGAAGAAGAAGGGGAGCAUGAUGAAAUACAGAAUACAAACAAGACGCCACUAUCAUUUCAACAGAAAUUAAAUGACAUAAUUCUGGCAAAUGCAAUUGCUGAUUCAUUCCAAACUAUACUAAGUACUCCAGAUAUUGAAAACGUCGAAGAUUGGACUAAAUUAUCUCGAAUUUAUUCUUUGAUUCCAGAGCUUCAACAAAAGAUUGAUCAAUUUUCUAAUGAACAAGAAAGUGAUUAUUUGGAAUUAUUAUCUUCAUUGGCAAAUGAAAAUGAUCUGUCGGAUGAGUAUAAAUUCAUUCUCAGUGUGAAUGAAUUGUCAACAAUUAUAACCAAUGAGAUUAAUGUCUUCUGUGCCUUAAUUAAAAUGCAAUACAAGGUGGUAUUUCCUGAGUUGGAAACUUUGAUCAUGAAUCCUAUUGAUUAUGUGAGAUUGAUUUUAACAUUUAGGCAAGAUUUGAAGAAUAUAAAAUCAUAUGAACAGGAUAUGAAGAAAAUAAUUACAAAUGAAAAAGUGCUAGUUGUUAUAAUGGCAGCAUUGCAACAAAUUGAAAGACAAUUCGUUCUAUCAGAUUCAGAUAUGACUAACAUUGUUUCAUGUGGAUUACUUGUAUUAGAACUAGAUGAUAUAUUACGAAAGCUAUCAGGCUUCAUUGCUACUAAGUUAUCCAAACUUGCACCCAAUGUGUCAGCAAUAGUAGGUCCAAUAACAACAUCACAAUUGUUAAUUGCAACUGGGUCCUUGAAGCAACUAGCUUUAACGCCGUCGUGUAAUGUAGCAUCCUUAGGUGUGAGAGACUUAUCUUCAACGACAAAAGUAGCUUCCAGAACCAUUGCACAAACUGGAUAUCUUUAUCAUUGUGAUAUUGUAAAGUACCUUCCUCCGGAUAUAGUAAGAUCAGUUAUGAGAAUAAUAAGUGGUAAAGUCAUUCUUGCUGCCCGAAUUGAUUUAUCCAAGUCAAGUCCAGAUGGUGAGAUUGGUGCAAAAUAUUUACAAGAAAUACAAGAAAAGGUUGAUAAAUUAUUGACACCACCUGACCAAGUACCUGACAAAGCAUUACCAGUCCCAAUAGAACAAAAAUCAAAAAAGAGAGGUGGGAGGAGAUUUAGAAAGAUGAAAGAGAGAUUCCAGAUGUCUGAGUUACGUAAAGCUCAGAAUAAAUUGGAGUUUGGUAAAGAAGAAGAUACAGUUAUGGAUAGCUUUGGUGAAGAAAUUGGAUUGGGUAUGAGUAGAAGUGCUGGUGUUGGUAUGGGAAGAAUCGGUCAGAUUAAAGUAAAUACCAAUACCAGUGCGCGAAUGUCUAAGUCUAUGAUACAUAGAUUGCAGAAACAACAGGAGGAUUCUAAACAAUUUAAUAAAGCAAUGCUUGAAGAUGAGUCUACUUUGGUCUUCUCCAAGCCCGCAUCGUCAAGCAACACCACAAACCCGCAGCAGCAAAAGAAUCCGAUUGCGAAGAGUCGUUGGCUCACUGGUAUCAACAAGCGAAAGCUUAAUGAAGACAGUGUGAACGGAAAUAGCACGAAGCAACCGCGCAUUCAACAAAAUUCUCAGCUAUAG